Molecule: messenger RNA, 4098 nt
Organism: Parasteatoda tepidariorum (common house spider)
Lineage: Eukaryota; Metazoa; Arthropoda; Arachnida; Araneae; Theridiidae
Product: phospholipid-transporting ATPase ID
Biological process (GO): phospholipid translocation; Golgi organization
Cellular component (GO): trans-Golgi network; plasma membrane
Molecular function (GO): ATP hydrolysis activity; magnesium ion binding; ATPase-coupled intramembrane lipid carrier activity
Source: RefSeq, a predicted model, not a curated record
GACUUUUGUCUCGUUAUAACACUAAAUGCAUAUCAUCUCUUCAAAAGGUUUAAUGUCCUUAUGCUUCUGAAAGGUUACAAUUGAAAUAAUUAAUAAUUUAAUUUCUUUGGAAUAAUAAUAUUAAUUAUAGUUAUUAUUUUCCUUGAAUUCGAGCAAGUGAAGAUUCCAUCCAGAAAACGGAUGGCCAAUUUAUAAUGAUAUCAGCCACCAAUGGAGGGUGAUAACAGCCGGCCAUGGCGAAAUGCUGGAGACGCAAUGAGGAACAGAAAGAAACGGAGAGAAGAGUACGUGCCAAUGAUCCAGAUUUUAAUGCACAGUUCAAGUAUGCCAACAAUUUCAUCAAAACAUCCAAGUAUUCUUUGGUCACCUUCGUGCCUCAAAACUUGUUUGAACAGUUCCAACGUUUGGCCAACUUUUAUUUUCUUUGUCUCCUCGUCCUCCAGCUGAUACCUCACAUUUCUUCCCUGACUCCGGUCACCACUGCAGUGCCUCUAGCGGUUGUACUCACAGUGACAGCACUAAAAGAUGCCAUCGAUGACUUCCAACGCCACCGGAGUGACAGCCAAGUUAAUAACAGAUCUUCACAAGUCUUACGUGAAGGUCACCUCAUGGACGAAAGAUGGUACAAAGUCCAAGUUGGGGACAUCAUCCGAAUGGAGAAUGACCAAUUUGUAGCUGCAGAUCUCGUCCUUUUGUCCUCCAGUGAACCCAACGGACUCUGUUACAUCGAAACAGCGGAAUUGGACGGAGAAACAAACCUGAAGUGCCGACAAGCUAUUCCAGAGACAGCAGAAUUGGGGGAGGAUCACAACCUCUUUGGUAAAUUCAAAGGUGAUAUCAUUUGUGAGCCACCCAACAACAAUCUUAGCAAGUUUGAAGGUACAUUGAAAUGGGAAGGGGAGACAUAUUCCCUUGACAACGACAAAAUCCUGUAUAGGGGGUGUGUUCUGAGGAACACACGCUGGUGCUACGGAAUCGUCAUAUUUGCCGGACGAGACACCAAGCUGAUGCAAAAUUCCGGGAAAACAAUCUUCAAGCGCACAAGCCUUGACAGGCUCCUCAAUAUCAUCAUUAUCGGUAUCGUGUUUUUUCUAAUGAGUCUUUGCCUGUUUUGUACUGUGGCCUGUGGUAUAUGGGAAACAGUAACAGGUCAACAUUUCCGUGAAUAUUUGCCUUGGGAUUCAGCAGUGCCUGAAACAAUAACAGGUGGAGCCACCGUCACAGCUGUACUUGUAUUUUUCUCUUAUGGAAUCGUAAUGAAUACCGUCGUGCCUAUAUCUCUCUAUGUAAGCGUCGAAGUGAUCCGUUUCUGGCACAGUUUGAUGAUUAACUGGGAUGAGAAAAUGUACUACGCUCACAACGACACACCGGCCAAAGCACGCACCACCACCCUAAACGAAGAACUCGGACAAAUCGAAUACAUUUUUUCGGACAAGACAGGAACACUCACCCAGAACAUCAUGACUUUCAAUAAGUGUUCCAUCAAUGGAAAGCUAUACGGUGACGUCAUCGAUGAGGUCACUGGAGAACCGAUGGUAAUCAACGAGGACUCGAAGCCGGUGGAUCUAUCUUUUAAUCCAUUGCGUGAAGAAAAAUUCAAGUUCUAUGACAAUAACCUAGUGGACGACAUCAAGAGCGGUGAUCCAAAUGUCUUCGAAUUUUUCAAACUGCUUGCAUUAUGCCAUACUGUCAUGUCUGAAGAGAAACCAGGGGGAAUUUUAGAAUACCAAGCUCAGUCACCAGAUGAAGAAGCGCUUACGUCAGCGGCUCGCAACUUUGGUUUCGUAUUUCGAAAUCGUACACCAGCCUCUGUACUCAUUGAAGUGAUGGGACAUCAAGAAGUUUACGAACUCUACUGUAUUCUCGAUUUUAAUAACGUCCGUAAAAGAAUGUCUGUGAUAUUAAAAAAAGACGGUGUAAUGAAGUUAUACUGCAAAGGGGCAGAUUCUGUGAUUUUUGAACGGCUGGACGAAAGUUGCGCCGAACUUAAAUUCAAGACUUUGGAACAUUUAAAUAAAUUUGCUAGUGAUGGAUUGAGAACUUUAUGCUUAGCUGUGAAGGAAUUGGAUGAAGAUGCGUUUGAGGAAUGGAAAGAAAAGUUUCACGCAGCAGCAACAUCGAUGGAAGACCGUGAAGAAAAAGUGAAUGCUGUCUAUGAAGAGAUCGAAACGAAUCUCAUUCUACUGGGAGCAACUGCUAUUGAAGACAAACUUCAAGAUGGUGUACCAGAUGCUAUUGCAAAUCUCGCCAUGGCUGACAUCAAACUCUGGGUACUGACAGGAGAUAAGCAAGAAACCGCUAUAAACAUCGGCUACUCCUGUCGGUUGCUCUCAGACGAAAUGGUCGAUAUUUUUAUCGUGGACGCCAAUGAAUUCACCGAAGUUGCCAACCAGUUGAGACGCUACAGAGAAGCGAUUGCCAACGUUCUUGCUCAUGGCAAGGGAGGUGCAAUAGGUGGAUGUACUGUCAUCAGAUUCGAGAACGAUUACAAUGCUCCUGCUGAAACUCCAGUCGAUCCUUCCGGUGGCUUUGCACUUGUCGUCAACGGGCACAGUCUGGUGUACGCAUUAGACCCUAGUAUGGAAGUCUUAUUCCUUGAAGUGGCUUGCCAAUGCAAAGCUGUUAUAUGCUGUCGUGUGACACCCCUGCAGAAAGCCCUGGUGGUUGAUUUAGUUAAACGUCAUAUAGGAGCCGUCACCUUGGCUAUAGGAGAUGGUGCAAAUGAUGUGUCUAUGAUCAAAAUGGCACACAUUGGAGUCGGCAUAAGUGGACAGGAAGGAAUGCAAGCUGUCUUGGCGAGUGAUUUUUCUCUGGCACAAUUCCGUUACUUGGAAAGACUUUUGUUGGUCCACGGCCGAUGGUCCUAUUUCAGAAUGUGCAAAUUCCUUCGUUACUUCUUUUACAAAAAUUUUGCAUUCACGCUUGCACAUUUUUGGUUUGCCUUCUUUUGUGGCUUUUCUGCACAGACUCUUUAUGAUCCGAACUUCAUAUCUUGCUACAAUGUCUUCUAUACUUCAAUGCCUGUCUUAGCUCUUGGAAUAUUUGAUCAGGAUUGUAAUGACAGAAACUCUCUGCAUUAUCCUAGACUGUACACACCAGGCCACCACAAUUUAUUCUUCAACAAAAAAGAAUUUCUCAAAUCUCUGGUGCAUGGUGUUUGUACAUCCUUCACCCUGUUCUUCGUCUCUUACGGAGCCUUCAACCAGCUUAUCAACAAAGAUGGCCUCAACAUGGACAGUCACCAAUUGUUGGGCACAGUCGUCUCCACGUUGCUUGUACUGGUCGUCACUGCCCAGGUAUCCUUAGAUACAUCUUACUGGACCGUCUUCAAUCACAUUGUAAUUUUCGGCAGCCUCGCUUUCUACUUCGCUUUGACACUUCUCAUCAACAGUGACUUCAUAGCCAGCAAGUACCUAGGGGCAUUCCGGAUGACCCUGAGCUCACCCACCUUCUGGCUGACCACUCUUCUGGUCUUCGUUGUCCUCCUCAUACCCAUUAUCACCGUCCGAUUUUAUUAUGUCCACAUCCAUCCAACUCUCUCGGACAGAGUCCGACUGAAGCAGAGGAGAAUCAGAAUCCACGCGGAAUCUGUUGAAGAACAUCCACAGAUUCUUCUACCACAACUGAUGAGAAGGCCGAGUAGGCGAAAAUCUAUGAGGUCGGGUUAUGCCUUCGCCCAUCAAGAAGGCUUUGGAAGACUGAUCAUGAGUGGAAAGAUCAUGAAGAAGUCCAAAUCAAGCUCCAUCGCCAACAACAUGUUGCCACCCUUGCUUCCAGGAACAAUUACCCAGUUCAGACCGACCAUUCGAGUGUGAAUUUUAAACGGGUAACUAUCAUCACUGCCUCACUGACUGAAAAAUGUAAUUGAAACAGCGCCAAACCUUGUUGGCGAAUCCACAACUUCCUUAUGACUCUGUGAUGGCGUUGAAAGUUAAGCGCGAUUGGUAAUCUAUUCUUCCAGCUUGAAGCCAAAGUUCUAGGACUUUGGCAAUUAUUUUAAAUGUGUCGAUACAAAAUAUUAAAAAAAAUGGGUCAAAGAGAAUGAUUUGAUUGCAAUGAAACACUUUUUAAUAAAGGUUUAGAAAAUUUCUAGUCUGU